Messenger RNA from Topomyia yanbarensis, 890 nucleotides. RefSeq names its product brachyurin-like. The transcript is spliced from 4 exons. The record is from RefSeq and is a predicted model, not a curated record. Gene Ontology annotation, biological process: proteolysis. Lineage: Eukaryota; Metazoa; Arthropoda; Insecta; Diptera; Culicidae. Gene Ontology annotation, molecular function: serine-type endopeptidase activity. Bases 55 to 822 code for a protein of 255 amino acids.
AAAUUAACCUCUCAUCAGUAGUAAUCCAAAGCUAGGGAGUCAGGUCAAGUGAUAAUGAAGCGAUUCGGCCUAUUUACAGUACUGUGCGUGUUGGGAGUUCAGGCUCUCGCAGAUCGUACACCUAGAAUAAUUAAUGGACACACUGCUCCUCAUCAGCCUUACAAUGCGUAUGUGCAAUACCUGAAUGCCCAAAAUGCUGGUUUCUUCGGAGGCGGUUCGAUCAUCUCCGACCGUCAUAUCAUUACGGCUGCUCAGAACAUUCUAGGGUUUGUUCGAUGGGAUAUUGGACUUGGAUCGAACAUGUUCACUCAGUUGUCCAUGCUUACAACCACCACGGCUACUGCUCAUCCGAACUUCAAUUCUGCAAACCGUGCAAACGACAUUGGUAUUAUCACACUAGUGAAUUCUCUCGUGUUCACGACGACCAUCGCUCCGAUAGCGCUUCCAGCUUUGAAUGAAGUAACUCAACUACCACUCGAAAAUGAACAAGGAACUAUUGUGGGAUUCGGUUUCACAACAGCAGCCUCGACUGCAAGAUCCGAUUUCCUGUUGCGAGCGUUCCAACGUGUCACAAACGAUGCUCGCUGUCAGCAAUUCUACCAAAUUACGCUACCGAAUCAUUUCUGUGCCGAAGAUACAGUUGAACGAGCCAAUGUUUGCAACGGAGACAUCGGAGCAGGAUUCGUAACGAACGUCCGUGGAAACAACCUACUGACAGGUAUUGCUUCACUGAUCACACACGGUUGUGAUAUGCAGAGUCCAACCGGAUACACUCGCAUUUCUGCGUUUAGACAAUGGAUUCAAUCUGUCACCCAAAUUUAAGAAAGGAACAUAAAUGUUAAUGUGAUAUUUUAAAGUUAAUGGUGCAUAUACAGAAGAAAUUGUCGGCA